AUGGUUAGCUACAAAGGGGGUUCACGAGAUAAGACUGUGAUCAAUGAGAUAAUGCUAAGAUUCCGGCCGAUAGCUCCAAAACCGGUCGCCGGAGAGUCAGGUUCCUGUGGGGUUCGGUUUGAUGAUAAAAACUGGUUGCUUUGUAAGCCAAGAGCUAAAAGAAAGUACGUUAGGGUUCGAAAGAAUAAUAUCAAGAGAAAGAAAAGAUCGUCAUCAGAUCAUGGAGAGGCUUCAAAGAAUCCUGAAAAGAUUGUUACCUUGCAGUUAUUACCAGACAAAACUGAAGCAAACGGAUCUAUUAACAAUCAAAACAGUGCAGUUAUGGAGGAAAAUCAAGAUCCACCUUCUUUAUUUAACUUGAACUUCAACAACCGUUGGCGGGUUGAUCGUAUGGGAGGUUUCGAAGAACCUGAUUGGACAGUGGUGAUGAGUCAAAAGAGAAGCGUAACGGUGGUGGAGUCUUGGGUGACGGUGGAGUGCGUGGCAGACAGUUGCAUGGAAGGAAGAGAGCUAGGGAGUACGGACGUGGAAAGAAUGAAGAAUCUGGAGGCUGACACGUGUCCAGGGUUUAUAUCAGAUGGUUUGAAUACGGUUUGGUGGGUUAACGGGGCUUACAAGAGGAUGAUGACGGCGGGGGAAGGGAAUGACGACGGGCUGCUGUAA
This is a messenger RNA of Durio zibethinus, 663 nucleotides long. NCBI's taxonomy places the organism in Eukaryota, Viridiplantae, Streptophyta, Magnoliopsida, Malvales, Malvaceae. The record is from RefSeq and is a predicted model, not a curated record.